This is a messenger RNA of Aspergillus nomiae NRRL 13137, 645 nucleotides long. Its product is annotated as flavin-linked sulfhydryl oxidase. Gene Ontology annotation, cellular component: mitochondrion. NCBI's taxonomy places the organism in Eukaryota, Fungi, Ascomycota, Eurotiomycetes, Eurotiales, Aspergillaceae. Gene Ontology annotation, molecular function: flavin adenine dinucleotide binding; flavin-dependent sulfhydryl oxidase activity. Bases 1 to 645 code for a protein of 214 amino acids. The record is from RefSeq and is a predicted model, not a curated record. The transcript is spliced from 2 exons.
AUGUCAGCCUCAGAGUCACAGCACGGUCUACCCAAGAACCUAUUCCCCCACCACACACCCGCAGCCGCCAGCUCAUCCACCGAGGAAAGCAAAGAUGCCAACGGAAUGACGAAACUGCCCAACGGGGUCAUCCUCGACAAAGAUGGGAAACCCUGCCGUCUCUGCACCUCCGCCGCAUCCUGGCGCAACCUAACCAAACAAGCCAAAGCUCAAACCGCGACCUCCACAACAGCAGCAACAACGACAGCCCCAAAACCAGUCCCCGAGUCCACAUCCCUACCCCAAUCGCAAGACGACUGUCCCCCCGACGUCGAAGCCCUGGGCCGCUCAACAUGGACCUUCCUCCAUUCCCUGACGGCGUCGUACCCCGUGAAAGCGACGCAGGAGCAGCAGGGCGAGAUGCGGACGUUCCUGAAGAUCUUCUCGCGCUUGUAUCCGUGCUGGGUGUGUGCGGAUGAUUUCCGGACCUGGAUGGCGGAGCCGAGUGGGCGUAACGAGCCGCGCUUAGCUGGGAGGGCGGAUUUCGGGACGUGGAUGUGCGAGGCGCAUAAUGAGGUCAAUCGGAAGUUGGGGAAGAAGGAGUUUGAUUGUCGGUUUUGGGAGGAGAGGUGGAGGACGGGGUGGAAGGAUGGGAGGUGUGAUUGA